AUGGGAAUUCAAGGACUCACGAAGCUUCUUGGGGAUUAUGCACCGACAUCCAUGAAAGAAAAUGAAAUUAAAAAUUAUUUUGGUAGAAAAGUGGCGAUUGAUGCUUCCAUGAGCAUCUACCAGUUCCUGAUUGCUGUCAGGCAAGAUGGGUCCCAGCUCACAAAUGAGGAUGGGGAGACAACAAGCCACUUGAUGGGGAUGUUCUAUCGUACAAUUAGAAUGGUGGAGAAUGGUAUUAAACCAGUCUAUGUUUUUGAUGGAAAGCCACCAGAAAUGAAAUCUGGCGAGUUGGCCAAACGUAAAGAGAAGAGAGACGAAGCACAGAAGGAGCUGGAAAAGGCUGAAGAAGCAGGUGAUAACGAAAAUGUCGACAAAUUCAGUAAACGCCUCGUGAAGGUUACAAAAGAACAUAACAACGAAUGUAAGCAGUUACUUCAGUUGAUGGGCAUCCCUUUUGUCGAAGCUCCCUGUGAAGCAGAGGCUCAGUGCGCGGCACUUGUCAAAGCUGGGAAAGUGUUUGCCACAGGCACAGAAGACAUGGAUUCUCUGACAUUUGGCUCGACUGUGGUUCUCCGACAUCUCACCUUCAGUGAAGCCAGAAAGAUGCCGAUCAAGGAAUAUAACCUGGGCAAAAUACUUGAAGAACUCAAUCUCACACAUGAUGAGUUCAUUGAUCUCUGCAUCCUGUUGGGCUGUGACUAUUGUGAUUCCAUCAAAGGCAUUGGACCCAAACGAGCCAUGGAGCUCAUCCGACAGUACAGAAAUAUUGAUGAAAUCAUUAAACAUCUCGACAAGAAGAAAUACACAAUUCCAGAAGACUGGAUGUACAAGGAGGCAAGAAGGUUAUUCCAGGAACCAGAGGUUGCUGACCCGGAGAAACUGGAUCUAAAAUGGACUGAUCCAGAUGAAGAUGGACUAGUUGAGUUUAUGGUGAACCAGAAAAGUUUCAAUGAGGAGAGAAUUAGAAAUGGUGCUAAAAAGUUAUUAAAGUCAAGACAAGGGACAAUGCAAGGACGAAUGGAUUCGUUCUUUUCUGUGUUAUCAUCCUCAAAAACAACAAAACGCAAGGCAGAAGAAACCAAAACACCAGCCAAGAAAAAAGGCAAAACUCCUUUUAAAAAAGCCAAAUAG
Candidula unifasciata is the source of this 1131-nucleotide messenger RNA. The record is from the annotation of a GenBank genome assembly. Lineage: Eukaryota; Metazoa; Mollusca; Gastropoda; Stylommatophora; Geomitridae.